Colletotrichum phormii is the source of this 707-nucleotide messenger RNA. RefSeq lists its product as uncharacterized. Gene Ontology annotation, molecular function: protein binding. Bases 177 to 521 code for a protein of 114 amino acids. The transcript has a single exon. The record is from RefSeq and is a predicted model, not a curated record. Lineage: Eukaryota; Fungi; Ascomycota; Sordariomycetes; Glomerellales; Glomerellaceae.
UGUGAUACCAACACGAUGAGAUUAUCCGAUAUUUCGUGAGAGAGGCGAAAGUGGAUAUCAAUCGAGCUAGCGGAUAUUUUGGCACUGCGCUCAACAUAGCUUGCAUAUUGCCGUUAGACAGCACAUGCAAGAUUCUUCUGGACGAACUCAGUGGGAGCACGGGUGUUGCUGACGAAAUGGGACGUCUGCCGAUUCACAUCGCAGCUGUUCAUUCGUCUGACAGGCUCUCGCACCUUGUCGAAGCUCACCGACUUAAGAAAAUUCCCUUGAGUACCGCAGACAUGACCGUUCGCACUGUCUUACACUGGGCAGCUCAAAGUGGGGAUGUCAAGGCGAUCGAUGAUAUCCUUUCAGCUCAAGUUGUGGACAUCGACCAAGGCGAUCGCGAUGACUGGACGGCAUUAUGCUGGGCUGCUAGAGGUCUGAGCUCGAAAGCAAAGUUUGAUAAAACACCCCAAGAUCAAGCAGAGGUGGUUAAAUACCUCCUCAAGGGGGGCGCGAAUGUCGAAGUCGAGUGUUAGACCAGAACGGGAUCGAAAUGGACCCCGUUGGAAAUCGCCUAUUUCCACAACAGUGGAAAAGAUAUCAUUGCGGCGUUGGCGAAUGCGAUCCCGAGUAACAGCAAGUCAAAGUCACUCGAGAAACUCAUAAAGAAAAAAAAAAUGGGCUAUCCACGUCAAGGAAUGGUUUGCUCUUGUUGUCAAUCG